Molecule: messenger RNA, 1922 nt
Organism: Electrophorus electricus (electric eel)
Lineage: Eukaryota; Metazoa; Chordata; Actinopteri; Gymnotiformes; Gymnotidae
Gene: ppp1r27a
Product: protein phosphatase 1, regulatory subunit 27a
Molecular function (GO): phosphatase binding
Source: RefSeq, a predicted model, not a curated record
ACAAACAACUGUCCAAUCACACAUCACAAACAAGUGACGACAGGAGAUCCUAAGUGCGCCCAGGAGCCAAGACACAAACACAGCAAGACAAAAGUAGUGGUUCUGAGAUUGAGAAGCAUUGUGGAUCUGCAGAGAAUAAGUAUCUGGGUUGCUCUGUUGGAAGUCUAUUUUACAGAGGAAAGAGAUCUGGGCCUUUUGGAUCUUGUCUGGAUUGUAGAGCUUUUCUGGAUUUCUCCUGCUCCUCCUUGCAAUCCCAGAGUGGAGGGGGAGGCCAAACAGUGGCUUCAGCAGGAAUGAAGUUCGGCUACCAGUCCCCGGUGUUACGCUACACACGGCAUGGUGCAUACACGCCGACACACUACACCCCAAGCCUUUACAGCACAAAGCAGUAUUCCACAAACUCUUACUCCACAAGGCACUAUGGAUCAGUAACAUACAUGCCGGCUUACACACCACCUGCUUACACGCCCGCUUACAAAAGCCUCUCCACAUGCACCCCCACCUACAGAAGCCUGUCAGCCUACACCACCUCCGACAGCAAACCCAGACGACAGAACAGGAGCCACAGUUCACCUGCACCACACACUUGUGCAACAGCAAUCAAACCCUCGCGCUCGGUGCGCUUCACCAACGACGUCGUUUUCCUAGACCAUGUCCGACAUGGAGACCUGGAGAUGAUUGGCCGUUUCAUGAGAGCAAGAAAGGUGCGAGUGGACACGAUCUUCCAUUCUGGCAUGGCAGCACUUCAUGAGGCUGUUCUCUCUGGGAACCUGGAGUGUGUGAAGCUCCUCAUAAAAUAUGGUGCUGAUGUCCACCAGAGAGAUGAGAAUGGUUGGACACCACUUCACAUGGCCUGCAGUGAUGGCUAUCCUGAGAUUGCACGGUAUCUGCUCUCUCUGGGUGCCAGUGUAGAAGCUGAGAAUGAGAACAGGGAGAAGCCAGCUGACCUUAUUGACCCCAGCUGCAAAGAGCUGGUCAAUCUCUUUGAAGUUGGCUGUGUCUAAUAGCUAGCAUGAGAGUAAAGCCUGAAAGAACUGUGCCAAAAUCCCUGGGCUCAAGUUCAUCAGUGAGAAUGGGACCAUCAAAAUAGCCACUGUUUAUUGUUCGCAUUGAGAACAGAGACUGGGACAAGAACAUUCAGAUGGAAUUUACAACUCACUGAAUAAAUGUUUUUAUUUUGUUUUGCUUUUCUUUUUUUUGUGAAAGAAAGUGUUCUUUAUUAUUUCAUUUUUUUCCCUUUAUUUUUUCCAUAUGGGUAUUAAAAUGCAGGACACAUGGCCACAGAGAAAUAUAUGUGCACCCACAUUCCUCUCUGUAUGCUGCUUUAACCUCCUUCUCACCUUGGCCCUGCUAAUCCCGCUUCCCCAUUUAUGCACCAACUGGCAACCACAUGCAUGCUACACCCUAUGAAUUUUUACAGCAGGACCUUAUCUGGAGUCUUGCUCACACUAUGUUAUGAUGCCCAACCCAACUGGAUUAUUUCAUCAAUUCAACCAUGUCACCUCAGAUAUGCCUUAAAUCUGGCAACCACACGGUGACUAAAAUACAUCAGGACGACCCUAAGUAGUAGUGGCUGUUUGUAUCAUGAAUCUGGACAUAGCAUCUGAAAUGCAGUGCUAUUUGGAGAACACUGUCCUGUCAAUGCUUUUGUGCCUAAUAUUAAACACAGUAAAGCACAAUGUGUACUUGUAGAUAUUUUACAUGUCCUCAAAUUGCUAAAACCACGUGUCUCUAGUCUGCAGGGCAGUUGAAGAAACACUGAAAAAAUAUACUUUGGAUGCAAUUUGUAUACAGGCAAAAUAAUAUUGUUUCUGUACUGCUUAAACUGAGUGCACGGUAUCUACAGACUUGUUGAAUGUCUUGUAAAAGUCUUAUGUUUCUUUUGUACUGUUUUCAUAAAUAAACGUUAUUUUUUAACAGCA